GCCAGGAAAGAAAGGUCUUCUCCCGAAAACCUUCUUAUACGGUUUAGAAAGGCAUUUUCGUCCGUUCAGCGUUGCAAUCAGAAAGGCGUCUCGAAAGUGCAGACUGCCACGGACAUCAGUGUACUAUCAUCAUCCCUAUCUCGGGAGCUGCGGCAGAUACAGGCAAACCAUGAACGGUGUUGCUAUGAAUUUGCGCUGGAGAAUUCUUUGUUCAACCAGCUGGUUGAUCUAGCCCUUUCAAUGCCGAAAACUUUGGUUGCGAGAGAAGUCCUUAAGCUAUUCAUCGAGCUUGUGGAGAGCUCUUCAGAUCACGACGUUCCGGUCAUGGAUAAUCUCGUAUUUCGAGGAAGCUUAUUGCGGUUGUUAACGGGGUUCUCGAAAGUCGAAUUGACCGCAGAUACCCGAAAUCCCUUCGUGGAGUUGAUUUUCAUAAUCGUUUCGAGGUUACGUGUGAAUACUGAUGAAAUUGCGUACUGGUUCGCAACUUCCGAUCCGAAUACAGCCGAACCGGCUCGUUUCGUUCUCCUCGAUUUUCUUCGGGAUCAGUACCUCUCUUCUGAUUGCUCGGGAGGGUUUGCCCGUCAGGCUCUGUGUUAUAUCGUUGCGCUUGGCGAAGCCAGUGAAGAGCUAUAUGAUUGGUUGGCCCAGAGUUCAGAGUUUCCUGUCCUAAUUACAUGCAGUCUUGCGGCCAUGUAUUCCCAGUUGUCAAGAGCGGAGAUAUUUGACGAAAUAGAUGAAGAGUUUCCGGGAGGUUUAUCUAACGACUGGAAAGCUGGAUCCGACUCAGAAAACGCCGAAUCCUCAAGCCUUGCGGCAUUCAAAGAGUACCUUGUUUUCUUUCAAGAUUUGCUGCAAUACUCAAAGGGGGUUUUACGCUCGGACCUGCUGCAUGGGUUUCAAACCUUUUUCCUGGAACCCGUCUUAGGCCCGUCCUUUCACGACAGCUCAGGUUCAGAUAUAUCAUCAUCGGUAUCCGCGGUGACAUAUCUUGAGCUGUUGUUGAACGUUUUGGAUGACGAAGACCUCUUACACAUAUCUCUAACAUUUUUGCUAAGAUUCCUGCCGGCUAAGGCUCAGAAGCUACUGGCAACUAAUUCUUCAUCCAUCGCAACAGCUACCCUGCGUCUUGUCAUUGUCCUGUUUCGCAAGUGUUGCUCUUAUUCUGCCCCAGCAUUUCUGAGCGAAAGCAAUUUGAAAGAAAGCGAAUCUAAAAGCAUUCAGAUGCACGCUAGGGAAAUGGAUCUGUUGUCCGAGCUUUCCUCUACUGCGGAGUCGACUGGCUUCAGCAAAUGUUAUUCCGCAUAUCUCGCGGAUGCCUUAGUAUACCUAGAAUCACACGGCUGUUCUCACGGUCUUGUCCAUUUACUGGAUACAGUCUCGCUGGCGGAUGCAGUAGACGACGAUGACAUACUUCGUAUCCCUAUCGACAACGGCAAGCCAACGAACAUGAUGUUUUAUACAUUGCGAAGCGAAGAGCCUUUUGCUCGAACUCUAUAUGAUAUGUUCGGCUCCUUCUUCUGCAACAGCGUUCACGUCAACCUUCUUCUAACACGAUUUGUGACGGAGCUUGCUUGUUGUAGCCGAGUCGACUUGGAAGGCUGGCUCCUUUACGCGGAUAUUAAUACCGAGGUCGGCGAUGUUCCCAGUCCGCGAAGUAUUCGCCCAGAACGGAAUGCAUUGCCUACACCACCCUUUCUCGCGAUAUUGAAGAUUCUGUCCGGUCAAGUUCGUCAAUACAAGACCGAAGUGGAGGACCUCCAAGAGCACCUUGCCAUUCGUAGGGAAGCUCUCGAUUUUAUGGAAGAACUUGGGGAUGCUCUUCAACCAUCUCCAGCCAUGCAGACUUUCCGGCCGAAUAGAGCAGGAUCGAUUCAAUUCACUGAUAAUGAAGAUUCCAGAUCGAAUGAUGUAACACUUGCCGAGUCAGCGCCGGUGUCAAGUUUGAGUUUGACACCUGAACGCUCAGGGGCGAACAAGAUUCCGUCAACACCGACGCGUCCACCAUCGAGUUCGGCGAACUCUCCGUUCGUAGAACACUUCUCAGCUACGAAGAAGAGGAUCUCUUCCAUCCGUCCGAUUUCAACAUCGGCUCUGGACGUAUCCGGUACAACAUUCACCUCCACCACAGCUGAGGGCUCCGGUAUGGCAUUGGACGAUAUCUUCGCACCUGUACAAUCUUCCACCACGGAGAUCACGCAAUCGCCACCAACUCUCAGUGUUUCCCAUCUUUGCAAUAAUAUCAUCAUUUUCGAGGAGUUCGUCAAAGAAUUGAGAGCAGUAAUUCAGCAUCGACGAGCAUACUAUGAGUCUUUGAAAUUUUGAGGGCGUUCAAAAGCAUACCCUAGAUUCCCGUUGAACGGUGUUGUGCAUAGCUAGUUCAAUAAAUCACGACCUACUUGAGCAUCUACU
Saitoella complicata NRRL Y-17804 is the source of this 2409-nucleotide messenger RNA. RefSeq lists its product as uncharacterized. Bases 241 to 2322 code for a protein of 693 amino acids. The record is from RefSeq and is a predicted model, not a curated record. Lineage: Eukaryota; Fungi; Ascomycota; Saitoellomycetes; Saitoellales; Saitoellaceae. The transcript has 4 exons.